GCAUCUUGCGUUCCACGGUGGUUAAGGGCACGUCCAACGUCUGCACGCCUUCAGCUUGGCUUUCUUCUUACAUGAUGGCGGGAAGCCGAGGAUUCGCUUCGGUUCGAACCAUUCUGCCGGUCUGAGCUACAAAUCGCAAGAUUUGAUGCCCCAAGAUACCGCCAGCAGACCUGGAUACCUGAUGAACCGAGUUGGUUAUGGCAUACAGUGACCUCAGAGCAUCCGAGAGUUUGGACACAGAGCGUGGGAUGGAGGAUGUGGGGUUGGCAGCCGGCAGGACCCAGCGGGAGAAGAAGCGAUCAUACAAAGACCUUCUGCGUGAGGAAGAAGAGAUUGCUGAGCAAGUUCGAAAGUCAUCCAAAAAAAGGCCCAAGGAGCCAGACUUUCUUCCUCCAGGAUCAGAGUCACACAAGAAGAAAAAGAAGCAUUCAUCAGAUGAUGCGUUUUACACAGACUCUGGUUCCCCAGACUUUAUAAAGAAGAAAAAAAAGCCUCCCCUUCCUGGCCCAUCCUCACCUUCCUCAGAUACAGCAAUGGAUCUUCUCAAAGCUAUCACAUCAUCACAGACUUCCUCCAGCAAACCUCCCAGCAAAAAAGCUGAGAAAAUCCUUGCGCCCCCAGUAAACUUUCCAUCCUCCUCCCAAAUACCGAGCAAAGAGCAUCGUAAAAAAAUAGGGGACAUGCCCACCGAAGAUCCUUCUCACCGAGCAAAAAAACCUAAACCUCUAACUCUGCGUGAACCAGAUGGAUUGAAAAUGAAACUCAUCCUUUCCCCCACAGAAAAGACUGAGGAACCUGCAAUCUCACCACAAGUAAGCCCUGUGCUCAGCGAUGGGCCAGGGUCUAAGAAAAGCAGCAAAAAAGUGCAACGGGAAGAGUCUGAGAGCAGAAGUAGCCACAAGAAACACAAGAAGGAAAGCCAUGCCCCACGGCACGGUGAUUCAGCCUCUUCCUCUGGCGGGGAGCUGGAAGCUGGAGAAUUGGUGAUCGAUGACUCUUUCUGCGAGGUGAAGAAAAAAAAGAAAUCGAAGAAAAGUAAGAAGAAAAAAGAUAAACAUAAGGAUGAGAAACACAGGAAACACAGCAAAAGCAAAAGAGAGCAUGGGUCUGACGGAAGCCCAACACAAAUUCCACCACCGACACUGCCCUCAUCCCCGGCCCCUGCAGGUGUUACACCACCACCGGCAACUCUGUCACCACCCGUUCUUAUCACCCAUGCAGAAGUGCCAUUGGACAAGAAGAAGAAGAAAGAGGAAACCGAUAAGCCCAAGAAGAAGAAUAUGUCUGCUUACCAGGUUUUCUCCAAAGAGUAUCGAGGCAGCAUUAUUGCAGAACACCCUGGGAUCGACUUCGGGGAGUUGAGCAAAAAACUGGCUGAGGUGUGGAAGCAGCUUCCUGAAAAAGACAAGCUUGCUUGGAAGCAGAAGGCUCAAUAUCUCCAGCACAAACAAAAUAAAGCAGAAGCCACCACAGUGAAGCGCAAGUCCAGCUCAUCGGAGGCCACCCCAAAGAGCAAAGGUUCCCCUUCUGGUGUCUCUUCGCCUCACAAAAAAUCUCCAAGCAGUGUUUUGUCCUUCUCGUCCUCCCCUGCAAAAGUCCCGGACACGGAGCCCAUUGAUGUGGCUGCCCACCUACAGCUGCUAGGAGAAUCUUUGAGCUUGAUAGGCCAUCGGCUACAGGAGACCGAGGGCAUGGUUGCAGUGUCUGGUAGUCUGUCUGUCCUUCUGGAUUCCAUCCUUUGUGCCCUUGGUCCAUUGGUCUGCCUCACCAGCCAUGUUCCCCAGUUGAAUGCUUGUCCUAAGCAAGUACUGUCUAACACACUGGACAACAUUGCCUAUGUGAUGCCUGGCUUAUGACCACAGACAUCUCCAGGAAGAUCAGUGGCUCCUGGAUCUCAAGAAACAACUUUUAUACUUGUACAGUGCUGUAUUAUAUGUACACAAAGUGUGAGCUAUUUUAUAUGUUUUUGUGUUUUUAUUGUGAUAUUUAGACCAAGAAAAAAAGGUGUAUGGUGUUUUUAAAGGACUAUAGUGGUUGUAUGCAUUGCAUUGAAACAUUGCUUUAUACCUGGCAGAGUGGCCACUGUGACAAAACAAGCUCCAUACCUUCAUCAUCUUAGUGAUAUCGACAGAUGGCUUCCUACCAGCCCAUUUUUAAAAAUAAAUAAAAAAUGAGACCAGUGUCAGAGCCUGAACAAUAGCCUGUUAUGGAUUCCUAACACUGAAAUGGUAAAUAAUAUGCCUAGUUUGGAGAUAUUAAUUAGCGGAACUGUACCUUAAAGCAGACUACUAAAUGAUAUGGUCAACAAAUGUUUUUAUGUCGAGAGGGAUUUUAUUAAAUGAACAUGAUGCGCUGCACAGAAAGCGAAUAGCUUCAUUCAACUCUUAAAUGGCAAGUCUUGUGUAAAUGUCAUUGUUUUAAUUUUGUAUAUAAAUAAAAAUCCCUUAAUUGCC
Messenger RNA from Spea bombifrons (plains spadefoot toad), 2453 nucleotides. RefSeq names its product HMG-box containing 4 (gene HMGXB4). The record is from RefSeq and is a predicted model, not a curated record. Bases 198 to 1856 code for a protein of 552 amino acids. The transcript has 11 exons. NCBI's taxonomy places the organism in Eukaryota, Metazoa, Chordata, Amphibia, Anura, Pelobatidae.